AUGGACACUCUCAAGGCGUUCCUACUCUCAAUCCCGGCCAUCUGCUUCCUCCUCGUACUCGUCCCCCCAAAGCGCGCCAACGAGAAGACUAGCAUCUACAAAGGCCAAUUUUUUGAGUAUGUCGUUCGCUUCUUGUCAUCCGCAGGGAGCGCCGUCGCUGUCGCUAUCACUUUAGGCCACGCGAUCACCAUCCUGGCUCUCCACCAAGACUUCGCCCUCACACGGCCUCUCGUUCCCUACACAUGCCCGGCCCCCCCUCCAUCGCUCGACGUCCUCGCCGCCUACACCCCAAGUUUCGUCCUCGGCAUCGUCCUAUCCGCCGCGGGGACCCUCGUCCGCCUCUCCGCCAUGCACCGCCUCGGCAGCCUCUUCACCUACGAGGUCGUCAUCAAGCCCGACCACGCGCUCGUCGCGAGCGGGCCCUACGCACACGUCCGCCACCCGGGCUACACCGGCGUCGCGCUCCUCCUCCUCGGCACCCACCUCGUCUUCUGGGACCCGGUCGCGGGCUACGUGCCCCGGUGCGGGCUCGCGGGCGCGCCGCUGCUCGUCGUCCCGCCGCUGGCGUCCGCGUUCGCCGUGUUCUCGCUGUACCGCCGGUGCGCGGUCGAAGACGCGCAGCUGCGGGCGCGCUUCGGCGAGGGGUGGGAGCGGUACAGGGACAGGGUGCCGUAUUGCAUGAUCCCACAUGUGUACUGA
Epithele typhae is the source of this 699-nucleotide messenger RNA. RefSeq lists its product as uncharacterized. The transcript has 2 exons. NCBI's taxonomy places the organism in Eukaryota, Fungi, Basidiomycota, Agaricomycetes, Polyporales, Epitheliaceae. Gene Ontology annotation, cellular component: membrane. Gene Ontology annotation, biological process: C-terminal protein methylation. The record is from RefSeq and is a predicted model, not a curated record. Gene Ontology annotation, molecular function: protein C-terminal S-isoprenylcysteine carboxyl O-methyltransferase activity. The coding region runs from base 1 to 699 and encodes 232 amino acids.